Molecule: messenger RNA, 1842 nt
Organism: Notolabrus celidotus (New Zealand spotty)
Lineage: Eukaryota; Metazoa; Chordata; Actinopteri; Labriformes; Labridae
Product: zinc finger protein 135-like
Exons: 2
Coding region: 267-1616 (449 amino acids)
Cellular component (GO): nucleus
Source: RefSeq, a predicted model, not a curated record
GAAGAAUUAUCCAGGAAGUGUUUUAACUAAGUUAGCUUUACGUGAGCUAACGUGCUUGAUGUGAGCUCCAGCUCUUAGCUGUGUUAGGAGUUAAUAUACAGAGACAGAUUUAACAUAUUAACUAUAAAUAAUCUUUAGAUAAAUCCUCCUACAUGGACUCUGCUGCUUCUGUUGUUUCCUCUUCACCUCCUCGUAGCUAACGCUUAGCGUGUUAGCUGGAAAUACUCAGUUUCCUUGAAAGAAGGUGUCUCUGAUCGUUUGUUAAGAUGUCUAAGAUCCAAACCCUGAGAGGGUUAGUGAACCAGAGACUGACUGCAGCUGCUGAAGAGAUCUUUGAGCUGUUUGAAAGAACCAUAGCAGAGUACGAGGACCAAAUUAGAGGAACUAAAGAGAAGCAACACAAACUACUGAACUCUGUUUACAACCCGGAAGUCCUCUUACAGAGAGCAGAAGUCCAGCAGCUGGUGGAGAGGAAAGAAGAGGUUCCCUCUGAGCAGCAGGAGAGGAGCUCCAGUCCAGACCAGGAGGACCCACCUGAGCCACCACACAUUAAAGAGGAACAGGAGGAACUGUGGAGCAGUCAGGAGGGAGAGCAGCUUCAAGGACUGGAGGAGGCUGAGACCACCAAGGUCACAUUCACUCCUGUCCCUGUGAAGAGUGAAGAUGAUGAUGAAGGAGAGGAACCUCAGUCCUCACAGCUUCAUGAAGAGAACAGAGACACAGGAGCUGGUGGAGAGGACUGUGUGGGAUCAGAACCAGACAGGAACUUUAAUCCAGACAGUCAGUUACAACCAGAUCCUGAUGAAGAGACUUCACAGUUCUUUCAGUGUGAGAAUAACUUCAUGAAGUGGUAUUUUGACGACACCGCAGGUUUAAACUCUCUGCAGAACAAAGAAGAACCCGUCAGUGAUAUGGAAUGUGAUACAGCAGUUCCCUCCUUCGACCGCGCUACAAGCUUCGAUCUCCCGAGACACGAUGCGAUCCUAACCGAGGUCAAACCACAUCGCUGCUCCAUUUGUGGUCAAAGAUUCUCAGAGAAGUCGUCCUUAAUAAACCACCGGAGCCUUCACUCGGAAGAAAAGCGGUUCAGCUGCUCGGUUUGCAACAAAAAGUUUCACUGGAGGAAAGACAUUUUGACACACAUGAGGAUCCACACGGGGGAGAAACCGUACAGCUGCUCUUUCUGCGGGACGGGGUUCGCUCAGAGCUCUAAUUUGGUCUCCCACUUAAAGGUCCACACAGGAGAUAAACCUUUCCCCUGCUCCGUUUGUAAAGCACGCUUCAGUUUAAAGAAGACGUUGGAGGAACACUUGAGAACCCACAGCGGAGAGAAACCGUUCGACUGUCUAGUUUGUGGUAAAAGGUUUGCUCAAAGGGGACACAUGAGGCGACACCUGGCCGUCCACACGGGGGAGAAACCGUACAGCUGUUCAGUUUGUGGGAAAGAGUUCGCUCAGAAUGUGAGUCUGAAGAAGCACAUGACCGUCCACACCGGGGAGAAACUGUUCAGCUGUGAUGGUUGUGAUAAAAGAUUCACUCGGCGUGAGUAUCUGAAGAAACACAGAUGUUGUGAUGAGAGCGGCGCGCGGAAACGAAGCUGUAGAGACGAUCGUUGACUCGGCGUUGAUCCGUCUGAAGCGUUAUUUUUUUUCUGAUGACUUUGAGCCACUCACUUUGUUUUUGUUUCAAACAGCACUUUUGGUUUCACAUGUAUGCUCUAACUUUAACGUUUAUCUAAGCUGAGUGAUUCAUUUUAUAUCCUCAUGUCUGUUUUUUGUGAAACGUUAUAUGAAUAUUACAUUUUUUGAUUUUUCCACUAAAUAAAACUAUUUUCCAAUCAUA